GUGAAUAGCAGAUCUACGCUAAAGUCUCUCAUACGUCUAUGUGUGUUUACGCAUGAAGCGCAAAUCGCCAACAUGGGGAAAUUCGGGCUGCAGUUUAAAGCCACGCUGGAGAACAUUACAGGUGUGAGGCCCGACGGAGACGACUUUCGCUGGUACUUAAAGCUGAAGUGCGGGAACUGCGGCGAAGUCUCAGACAAAUGGCAGUAUAUCACGUCACUGGACAGUAUGCCGCUGAAAGGAGGGAGAGGCAGCGCCAGCAUGGUUCAGAAGUGUAAGCUGUGUUCCCGGGAAAACUCCAUAGAUAUCCUGAAGGACACCAUUACGCCAUAUAAUGCAGAGGACAGUGAGAGGUUUAAGACGAUGGUGCAGUUUGAGUGUCGGGGUUUGGAGCCGGUGGACUUCCAACCGCAGGCUGGCUUUGCUGCCAAGGGGGCUGAGACCACCACCCAAUUCCUUGAAAUCAACCUUCAGGAGAAAGACUGGACAGACUACGAUGAAAAGGCCAGUGAGUCUGUGGGGAUCUACGAGGUCACACACCAGUUCAUCAAGUGUUGAGGGAUUUUGUGACAGGGCACAAAGUAGACUGCUUGAGGUCCACCUGGAAGAAAAGAACCAUAUAUGAAGACAAUGUAUAAAUAAUUGCUUAUAUUAUUCUUGGUCAGUUGAAAGUGGUUGUGUUGGACAAUAAGGACAAGAACACUCACCAUGUGAAAGAUGGACAGCUCCUUUGGAAAUGCUGGUUUGCAGUGACAAUAAAGAUUGAGUUCAGUGUCCAAUUUA
This is a messenger RNA of Pygocentrus nattereri (red-bellied piranha), 780 nucleotides long. RefSeq names its product CXXC motif containing zinc binding protein (gene czib). Lineage: Eukaryota; Metazoa; Chordata; Actinopteri; Characiformes; Serrasalmidae. The coding region runs from base 73 to 555 and encodes 160 amino acids. The record is from RefSeq and is a predicted model, not a curated record. The transcript is spliced from 8 exons. Gene Ontology annotation, molecular function: zinc ion binding.